CUUCCAUAGAGCGAGAAAUUUCAGAAUUUGUCGUUUGGAUCUUUAUUGAUUGAACGAUGAUGUAUCUUUCAGGUGUAUCCGCUCAGCUAACCAACACCCGUCUCCGGAGGAACACCUCCGUCGGAACGCCGUUCUGGAUGGCCCCCGAGGUCAUAGCAUGUGAGCAGCAGUUGGAUUCGACAUAUGAUGCUCGUUGUGAUGUCUGGUCUCUCGGUAUUACCGCCGUCGAGCUGGGAGAUGGAGACCCACCCCUGGCGGACCUCCACCCCAUGAGGGCUCUCUUCAAAAUCCCAAGAAAUCCUCCACCGAGUCUGCAGCAACCAGAGAUCUGGUCCCAUCAAUUUAACGAUUUCAUAUGCAAGUGUCUGAUUAAGGACUUUGAGCUCCGGCCAAAUGUUCAGGAUCUCCUCCAGCAUGCCUUCAUCAAACAGAUCACAGGCCAGGAAGAAACUCUACAGAAACAGUUGACGGAGCUCAUCGAACUCAACCACCAGAUUGGCGUUAUUGAGAAAAUCAGACACGAAAGAAUUCACACUAAAAAAGACGACAACAUGAAGUCUCAGAGCGACGAACCUGAUGACAUGGAGGAUCUGGCAACCCUGGAAGUUCUCGAUGAAAACACAGUGACGGAACAUCUGCAGAAGCGCUACAGUAAUGAGCAGAUCUACACGUAUGUGGGAGACAUCCUUAUCGCCAUCAACCCCUUCCACAAGAUCGAUCUGUACACUCCUGAGCACUCAAAGAUGUACAUCGGGACCAAGCGCACGGUAAAUCCUCCUCACAUAUUCGCCGUUGCCGACGUCGCGUACCAGUCCAUGGUGUCCUACAACACUGAUCAGUGUAUUGUGAUCAGUGGAGAAAGUGGUGCGGGGAAGACAGAAAGCGCUCACCUCCUGGUCCAGCAGCUCACCCUCCUUGGCAAGGCAAACAACCGGACUCUCCAAGAGAAGAUCCUGCUCGUGAACAACCUCGUAGAAGCGUUCGGAAACGCCUGCACGGCCAUCAACGACAACUCCAGCCGCUUUGGGAAAUAUCUGGAGAUGAAGUUCACGUGUGAAGGAACGGUGGUGGGAGCGCAGAUCUACGAAUACCUGCUGGAGAAAUCCCGUGUCAUUCACCAGGCUGCCGGAGAGCGUAAUUUCCACAUUUUCUACUACAUCUACGCUGGCCUGGCGGAGAGAAAGAAGCUCGCGCACUACAAGCUUUCUGACAGUAAAACUCCAAAGUACUUUCAGAACGAAAACGUCAAGCUCGUGCCCGACAUCGUGGGCAACGCAUCCUACAAGGAGCAUUUUGAAGCGGUGGAGCAGUGUUUUAAAGUGAUCGGGUUCACCCUCGAGGAACUAGGAAGUGUGUACAGCAUUGUUGCGGCCAUCUUAAUCACCGGAGAUAUCGAGUUUGCUUCAGUGGCUACGGAGCAUCAAACCGACAAGAGCAACAUUGCUAACGUGGCUGUGUUAGAGAGCGCCGCGUCUUUGCUGUGUAUCCGUUCGGAUGAGCUGAAGGAGGCUCUCACUUCACACUGUGUGGUGGCUCGGGGUGAGACCAUCGUCCGGCCCAACACGGUGGAGAAAGCCACCGAGGUGCGGGACGCCAUGAGCAAAGCGCUGUACGGACGCCUCUUCAGCUGGAUCGUCAACCGCAUCAACUCCCUGCUCAGACACGAUAACCAGAACGGAGAGGAAGACAAGGAACAAAACAUCGGCAUCCUGGACAUCUUCGGCUUUGAGAACUUCAAGCGCAACUCUUUCGAGCAGCUCUGCAUCAACAUCGCCAACGAGCAGAUCCAGUUCUACUUCAACCAGCACAUAUUCGCCUGGGAGCAGGACGAGUACCUGAACGAGGACGUGGACGUGCGAGUGAUUGAGUAUGAGGACAACCGGCCCCUGCUGGACCUUUUCCUGCAGAAGCCCAUGGGUAUGCUGUCACUGCUGGAUGAGGAGAGCAGGUUCCCCCAGGCCACCGAUCAGACCCUCGUCGGCAAGUUACACCCCUUUCUAAACACUCACACACUCCUCGCAUACAGAGAGUCAAUAGAACACUAUGGGCGGAGUCCUCCAUUUGAGAGUUGGGAUGAUAUUUUUGUAAAAUCACCCAGCCAUACUUGCAGAGUGAUCUAUACUGCCUCUGGGUUUCUGGCUAAGAACCGAGACGCUCUUCCUGCCGACAUCAUCCUGCUGCUGAGGUCUUCAGAGAACGAGCUGAUUAGCAAACUAGUCACUAAUCCGCUCACUAAAACAGCGUACCAGCCGUUUAUUGUUGGUGGCCUGUUUAAGGUCAAAACCUUUCCACUGCAGAGACCAGGUAAUCUAGCUCACACCAAGGGAAAGGGGACAGGGUCGGGGCGACUCAGUUCACGUCAGCGCUCUCCUCAGCGCUCUGUAAACAUCGUCAAGGGAGAGAACGGUGCGGAAAGCAUACAUCACCCUCGGGAGACCACCAACAUGAGGACUCAAACCGUGGCUUCUUAUUUCAGAUAUUCACUGAUGGACCUGCUUUCGAAGAUGGUGGCCGGACAGCCGCACUUUGUCCGCUGUAUCAAACCCAAUAACGACCGCCAGGCUCAUAAGUUCGACAGGGAGAAAGUGCUGAUUCAGCUGCGCUACACGGGCAUCCUGGAGACGGCUAAGAUCCGCAGACAGGGUUACUCUCACCGCAUCGUCUUUGCUAACUUCAUCCAGAGAUACUACAUGCUGGGUUUCCGUGUGAACGAAGAGCCGGCUGUCACUCCUGAGGCGUGUGCAGCUAUUCUGGAGAAAGCCAAGAUGGAAAACUGGGCUCUGGGCAAAACAAAGGCAUGAAACUCUAGCAGAGUGAAAUCCAAUCAUAUUUUUACAUAUAAAAACAGUAGGAAAGGUUCUAUAUCGCGAAACAAGAGUAAGGAAUGUAAGUAAGUCCAAACCCUGGGAGUGACUUUAACG
Ictalurus furcatus (blue catfish) is the source of this 2921-nucleotide messenger RNA. It is a transcript of the gene myo3a, whose product is annotated as myosin IIIA. The transcript is spliced from 22 exons. The record is from RefSeq and is a predicted model, not a curated record. Gene Ontology annotation, biological process: protein phosphorylation. Gene Ontology annotation, molecular function: protein kinase activity; ATP binding; cytoskeletal motor activity. NCBI's taxonomy places the organism in Eukaryota, Metazoa, Chordata, Actinopteri, Siluriformes, Ictaluridae. The coding region runs from base 57 to 2801 and encodes 914 amino acids. Gene Ontology annotation, cellular component: myosin complex.